Messenger RNA from Laccaria bicolor S238N-H82, 2601 nucleotides. RefSeq lists its product as uncharacterized. Gene Ontology annotation, biological process: positive regulation of catalytic activity; deadenylation-dependent decapping of nuclear-transcribed mRNA; deadenylation-independent decapping of nuclear-transcribed mRNA. Gene Ontology annotation, cellular component: P-body. Lineage: Eukaryota; Fungi; Basidiomycota; Agaricomycetes; Agaricales; Hydnangiaceae. Gene Ontology annotation, molecular function: mRNA binding; enzyme activator activity. Bases 1 to 2601 code for a protein of 866 amino acids. The record is from RefSeq and is a predicted model, not a curated record. The transcript has 5 exons.
AUGCGUCCACCCCGCCAUCAUCAUCCAGACGACCAGCAACAACAACGAAAGGAAGGGUGUCAGAGUCAAAUGGAGACCUCGCCGCCGCCUAGUCUGGGCAUGUCCCCCGCUUCAAGAUAUAGACACAACCUCAAGGUUCUAAGGAGGCGUGACCCCUCGAUUAUAUCCAUCUUUGACCAGUUCAGCCAUGUAUGCGUCUAUCAUCACGAUGGGAAGAAAUGGGAAAAACAUGGGUAUGAGGGAAGCAUGUUUUUAUUCGAGAGGGACGUUUACCCGCCAUACGGAUUCUACAUCCUCAAUCGCAUGGGCAUGGAAGACUACAUCCAACACAUCUACCCCGAAGACGAUAUCUCCGCUCAUGGAAGUUAUCUAAUCAUACGAUCAUAUCCCGACUAUAUGGCCACGCGCAUGGCGGGGAUACAAGCCAAGCUGGAGUUGUUGCCGGUCCCACCGGACAAGUUUGCGGAUGUGUACAAGAUUGAGGGGAUCGAAGAGUUGGAUAGCAAGAUUAAAGGCCGAUCCAGCAUUGUGGGGCUGUGGAUGUUUGCUACGGAGUCGAUGAUUGAGGUUAUGAGAAGAUUACACUCGUUCAUCCAAAAGAACAUUCCGUACCCUGAAGAAUUCCGCUACGGACCCGUCAGGCCACCUCCACCACACCGUCUACGAGCAGUAACAAAGUCUUCUUCUUCCCAAUACGGCACAAGCUCAGACGCAUCCGCCUCCGACUCCCAAGCGUCCUACUCGGACAGCGAACACUCCUCAGCAGGAGGAGCCGUAUCAGAAGUCGACAAACUAUUCGCAAAAUUCGUGCCUACCGCUCCUCCUCAUCCCACCGCAUCAUCCUCCACGAUGACAUUCCCAACAUCCACAUCAAACAUGACUCUAGAAUCAUUAUUCGCCGCUUUGGGCGGGCCGGAAAUCGUCGGUCCUGCCCCUCCUCCUCUAGCACCCGCGUCAACGUCAAGUACGGGUAUCAAUUUGCUAGACAGCAUAUUCGCGUCUGCAGCUAACCUAUCCGCCCUUUCUCCUCAUCAACCACCACCACAACAAGGGGUAUCUGCGUCACGAAAGAUCUUCUCACCUACACCCUCUACCACCCAAUCCCAAACACAACCCCAAGCCCAAGUUCUGAACCAAGAUGUGAUCAGCACGUUAUUGGGCUUACCGCCCUCACGUACACCCUCAGCUGCAUCGAGCAGCCAUCCUAGUUCUAGGGAGGGGGAUGAUGAGGAGGAGGAGGGGUCGCCUGUUAGUGGACGUGGUAAUGGGCUCCUAAGCGUGUUGGGGAAUGGUGGGGUGAGAAAUGGAAAGGUGAAUGGGGAUGUUACGCCGCGUGCGUUCUUGAAUGGGCGGUGUCAUACCCAUAGGGCGGACCCUCCGCUGGGGAUUGAGGCGACUUCGUCGGUUGCUACUAUUAGGGGGCUGGAGUCGUCUUCUGGGCCGAGUGUGCUUCGUGCGUCCACGCACCAGGGCGCGAAUGCCAAUGCGUCCGCGCACCACCAGGCGGGUGCGAGCGUGAAGCCAAGGGCGAAUAGGGAACUGGUGCCGUUCGAAGCUGAUUCGGAACUGUGGCCGUACCCGUCAAUACAACACAAGGAAGAGGAAGAGCAACAUGACCCGAGAGAGGAGGAGGAGGAGGAGGAGGAGGAGGAGGAUAUCGUUGAGCUUGAUUUUGAGGAAACGAGUGUGUUGAGUGAUUUGGAUGCGUUUAGGAGGGCUUUGAGGGAGCAGAAGAGGGGUUUGGGAUCGCGGAAGGAUGGGCAGAGCUCGCAUAGUGGUGUUGUAGAAGGGAGCAGCUCACGAGAAAAGGGGAAGGGGAGGAAGAAAAAGACGACGAGGAGGGAGAGGGAUAAGAGGGAGAGGGAGGAGAUUGAGAGGAGUUGGGACGUUCCUGGGUUUUGUGCGCCGCGGGAGCCGGUGCAGGGGGUGCAGCAAGGGCACCAGCAGCAACAACCUCAGCAGCAGCCUCAGCAAGUUAAACCCACGACGACGACGAAGUAUCUUACGCAGGCUGUUACUUCGCCGCCUGCUUCUCCCUCGCCGCCUUUGUCGCCUUCUCUUGAAGAUACGACGCCGCAGAUGCCUGUGUAUGUGCCGCCUCAGAUAUCGGUGCAUACACCUCCGUCUCCGAGGUCUGUAUAUACGCCGCAAGUGCCAGCGGAUAUGCUUCCCAAGUCGAUCCAUACGCCCCAAAUGCGUGUUCAUACGCCUCCAAGAUCGGUGCACACUCCUGCGCAUACACCCUCACCGAGGAGGAUACCCUCGUCGGACAUGAUGACGCCUACUAUGUCUGGAAAGACUAAUGGGGGUGGUACCGGGAAGGGGAGUAAGGUUGCUUCAAGUUUGAAUGGAUCUGGGUCGGCUGCCAAGGUUAAUGGGAAUGGGCAUGGGCAUGUUGGUGUGGAGGAGAAAGAUGGAAAUGGAAAUGGACAUGAUUUAGUCCGGGGAAGUAUUGUGGCUGCUUUGAAUGCCCAGCCGAGACUCGGAGUCGCGGUGGGGAUGGAGAGGAAUGAGUUUGUGAGGGAGGUGUUGACGCUCAUUCAUACUGACAGGGCGUUUGUGGAUACGCUUUGGCAAGAGUAUUUGGCGCGGUUGCAGUGA